AUGCCAACACUCUCGGAAAAGAAUCGAACGGACCUUCAGGAACAAAAGAAGGGUUUCAAAAUAUUCUCCUUCUUGUUGAAAAAGAGACAAUCCACACAGAAAGGAGGCUCACCAUCCACUCCUUCCUCGUUGAAUUCAUCGUUAGGUGCUGACCGUAGGAGCACUGCAAGUAGCAGUUUUGACAGCAAUGAGAAUAUGGAUUGUUGUGAUAACACAACGAAUCAUCUCACAACUCUAUUGUCAACCACGAACAAGUCUCAACCAAGCUGCAUGACAACACCAUCCUCUCACCAACAACAUAACAACACGACACAACAACAACAAGCAUCUCUGGGUACUUUAUCUUCGGAUAGAGCUCAAAAUAAUAGAAAUUCAGCCCGUAUCAUUAGGAGAAAUGACAGUCAACGUUUUAAUGACAAGUUGAACAAUCGAAAAAGUGCAGCAUUUACGAGAGGCCUCCAAACAACGAGUACGGACGAAGAAAUGUAG
Messenger RNA from Naegleria lovaniensis, 489 nucleotides. RefSeq lists its product as uncharacterized. NCBI's taxonomy places the organism in Eukaryota, Heterolobosea, Eutetramitea, Acrasida, Naegleriidae. Bases 1 to 489 code for a protein of 162 amino acids. The transcript has a single exon. The record is from RefSeq and is a predicted model, not a curated record.